AUGGCCGCCCCCGCGAAGAUGCGUCUGCGCUCUGAGAAGCACUUGGCUAACAUCACCAAGCGUGGACAGGUCUCGCAGCCCCAAAAGGAGGACAAGGGCUACAACGUUGGCCCUGUGCUAAUGGGCUUCUUCCUGUUCGUGCUGGUUGGAUCUUCAGUGAUUCAGAUCCUGCGAACGGCGCAGCUCGGUCUGUAA
Molecule: messenger RNA, 195 nt
Organism: Phytophthora nicotianae INRA-310
Lineage: Eukaryota; Oomycota; Peronosporomycetes; Peronosporales; Peronosporaceae
Exons: 2
Coding region: 1-195 (64 amino acids)
Biological process (GO): endoplasmic reticulum unfolded protein response
Cellular component (GO): endoplasmic reticulum
Source: RefSeq, a predicted model, not a curated record